Molecule: messenger RNA, 594 nt
Organism: Naegleria gruberi
Lineage: Eukaryota; Heterolobosea; Eutetramitea; Acrasida; Naegleriidae
Exons: 2
Coding region: 1-594 (197 amino acids)
Source: RefSeq, a predicted model, not a curated record
AUGUCAACACAACCACCACCAACACAAACAAAGGUAAAGGAAGAAACCAUUGAAGUCAAAGGUACUCCAACAGGAGGAGCAGACAACAAAUCAUCAUCAGCCAAUAAGAAAGUCACAAAAUACAAACCACCAGAAAGUGUUAACAAGGCACUUUCUAAAGGUUUACAAUUUGCUCCGUAUGCUCGUAAUAUGGUCAAUGGUGAUAUUUAUAUAUUAUUCAUAUUUGGAAUUGUUGCUAUUGCAAUGGCUCAAGAUCGUACAACAAGUUUACCUUGGGCAACUGUGCCAGGAAUUUAUUGUGUUGUUCUUUCUAUAUUUUUAUAUAUUUGGCACUUUAUUAGUGAAUUUACAAAAACAGAUAAGAGUGUUGAUUCUGUUUUAGCUCCAAAAGGUUGGCCAAAGAUUAUUUGUAUGAUUUUAUCGGCUUUUAAUUAUAAUCCUGUUCAAUGUGUUUUCUGUGCAAUUGCCUCUGUCUAUUGUUUCUUUUGUGUUCAGACUGCAAUUUGUGGAGUUCCACUUGUUAUGGCCUCAAUUUUAUAUUUGAUUGCUUCAAUUAGACGUGAAGCAUCAGCUAAAAUCACUGGUUUAAUUUAA